Chara braunii is the source of this 1989-nucleotide messenger RNA. The record is from the annotation of a GenBank genome assembly. NCBI's taxonomy places the organism in Eukaryota, Viridiplantae, Streptophyta, Charophyceae, Charales, Characeae.
GGUCGGGGGAAGUAGCAGCAGCGGCUCUUGGUCAAAUUUGUUACCUCGCGAGGGGGAUGAUUCCAGUUCAUAUAUGGGAUAAGGCAAGACUCGGCACUGCUCUUGCCGGGACUGCAGCUCUUGCAACUGCUGCUACGCGCGAUAGUAAUGGUGACACGGGGCAGUGGUAUGCGCAGGUCGUGCGCUGCACGGCGAGCGUUUCGUCUAUCUGAGCUGAUCGCCUCGCGGAGAGGAUGGGCGCAAGACAAGCGGCGGACAUUCCGCAUUCCUGUAAGCGUCGGGUCAUUGCAGGCGAUGGCCUCUGUAGCUGCGUGUUCGAUUCCAACAGCAUCAGCUUCAGCGUUUCCUUGGGGCACACCGCUUAAAUCGGCCUCCGAGUUUGCAGAUACACAGGCCGGAUGCAGCAACCCUGACACUGUCAAGUACAAGCGGAUCUUCAGCAGACGGCUGACAACCGGCCACGUCACCCGCAGGUCGGCCUGUCGGGAUCUGUUGGUAACGAGGAGGGAGCGGUCGCAAUCUGUUCCAAGCUUCUCUCAAAGGCUACUUUCUCCCAACACCUUGACCCUCCCCUCCCUCUCCCUCUCCCUCUCCCUUGGCGUUGAACCCAAAGCUCAAGCUCAAGCGAGUCAACGUCCGCCUACGGCUUCUGAAGGGCGUUUGACUUUGACUACGAAGCGGCCGAGCAAUUCUCUGUCGUUCCCCCCUAGUCUGUUCCUCAAAGGCACGCAACCGCUGUGUGCCUUGCGCAGGUGUUCUGUGAGGAUGGAUGGUGGGGACCACAAUGCAAGCUCCGUGAGGAGAAGAGAGGGCACUGCCAGUACACGUGCUGCUGCUGCUGCUGCUGCUGACUUUGGUGGCAAGUCGUCUGACACGUCAGCCUUAGGUGGUGCUUCCGGUAUUGCUGAUGUCUCUGCUGUGGAGGAGCCUACUGCUUCUCCGAGCAAGCAGAAGGGAGGAGCUGCCAGCCCCUUGAAGCUGGCAGGCAUCGUCGGGCUGUGGUACUUGUUUAAUGUGGUCUUCAACAUUUAUAACAAGAAGGUGUUGAACGCGUUUCCGUUUCCUUGGUUGACGUCAACGCUCUCUCUGUUGGCGGGUACGGUGUUCAUGCUGGGCAUGUGGGCCACCAAGGCUCAACCAGUGCCACGAGUGUCCAAGGAGUUCAUGAUGGCCCUGGCACCGGUGGCACUGUUCCACACCGUGGGACACGUGGCGGCGACUGUGAGCAUGAGCAAGGUGGCAGUCUCCUUCACACAUAUCAUCAAGAGUGCUGAGCCUGUCUUCAGUGUCAUGGUCUCCAGUCUUUUCCUCGGAGAACACUUCUCAGUGCCCGUCUAUCUCUCCCUCUUGCCGAUUGUUCUUGGGUGCUCCAUUGCGGCGGUCACAGAGCUCACCUUCAAUGCAGCAGGUUUCUGGGGAGCGAUGAUCUCCAACGUUGCGUUCGUUUUGAGGAACGUUUUCUCCAAAAAGGGCCUCGAGAAGUUCAAGGAAAUCGACGGCAUCAACCUUUAUGCCAUGAUAUCAAUAGUUUCCUUGCUAUACCUGGCCCCUUUUGCGUUUUAUGUAGAGGGUACUGCUGCAUGGAAAGCGGGCUGGCAGAUGGCGAUCUCACAUAUUGGCCCACAGGUUGGAUGGUGGAUUUUCUUGCAGAGUCUUUUUUACCAUUUGUAUAAUCAGCUGUCGUACAUGGCGUUGGACAACAUCUCUCCCCUCACAUUCUCUGUUGGGAACACGAUGAAGAGAGUCGUCGUCAUUGUUACGUCGAUCAUUGCAUUCAACACGAAGGUUUCUCCUCUGAACGCGGUCGGUUCGGCUAUUGCGAUUCUUGGCACGUUCCUCUACUCCCAGGGAAAGGCGGGCUUUGUCUUGUUGCGAUUCUCCUUUCUUAAAUUCUUAUCCGAUGGUUUUGAUUGAAGGUAGAUCUAAGAUUUUAGAAUUUUAAUUUUUAGGCAGUUUAAUGAGUGGAGAUGAUAAAUGUAGCUGAGCUGU